CGGCCCGCGAGGGCCCGCGCUCCCCUCCUCCCCGGCGGCCGCACUCACCCGCUCCGGAAUCGGCCCUGUCGCCCCCGCCCGCACUCCAGAGCCGGCUGAGAACGGCAGCGGCGAGGGCUCCACGUGCAGCGUCUCUCCGGAAUCAGCAUGAUUCUUCAGAGGCUUUUCAGGUUCUCCUCUGUCAUUCGGUCAGCCGUCUCAGUCCAUUUGCGGAGGAACAUUGGUGUUACAGCAGUGGCAUUUAAUAAGGAACUUGAUCCUAUACAGAAACUCUUUGUGGACAAGAUUAGAGAAUAUAAAUCUAAGCGACAGACAUCUGGAGGACCUGUUGAUGCUGGUUCAGAGUAUCAGCAAGAGCUGGAGAGGGAACUUUCUAAGCUCAAGCAAAUGUUUGGUAAUGCAGACAUGAAUACAUUUCCCACCUUCAAAUUUGAAGAUCCCAAAUUUGAAGUCAUCGAAAAACCCCAGGCCUGAAGAAAUAAAGUAAAAUUAAUCUGGUAAUUUGUCACGGGUUAGUUGUACAACUAGUUAGAAGUUUCAGAAUAAACAUGCAUUUCAUAACUGUCAAAUGUUCUUUUAAUUCUGAGUCCAAAUAAAUUAUUUGGUGAUGUUGAA
Messenger RNA from Pan troglodytes (chimpanzee), 615 nucleotides. RefSeq names its product ATP synthase peripheral stalk subunit F6 (gene ATP5PF). Gene Ontology annotation, molecular function: proton transmembrane transporter activity. NCBI's taxonomy places the organism in Eukaryota, Metazoa, Chordata, Mammalia, Primates, Hominidae. Gene Ontology annotation, biological process: proton motive force-driven ATP synthesis. The record is from RefSeq and is a predicted model, not a curated record. The coding region runs from base 148 to 474 and encodes 108 amino acids. The transcript has 4 exons. Gene Ontology annotation, cellular component: proton-transporting ATP synthase complex.